Molecule: messenger RNA, 3033 nt
Organism: Lutra lutra (Eurasian river otter)
Lineage: Eukaryota; Metazoa; Chordata; Mammalia; Carnivora; Mustelidae
Product: interleukin-1 receptor-like 2
Exons: 11
Coding region: 138-1802 (554 amino acids)
Biological process (GO): regulation of inflammatory response; signal transduction
Molecular function (GO): interleukin-1, type I, activating receptor activity
Source: RefSeq, a predicted model, not a curated record
CCUUGGGGGAGAGGGUUCUGUCUCUGGGCGAAGGUGCGCAGCUCCCGUCUACCAGCCAGUCCCCCGGCGUUCCGGUUUCCUUUCUCUUUUCCUGCCGACCUUUGCCAGGUCGGCCUGAGCUGGCUUCUCCCAGGGGGAUGCUGUCCUUGCUGCUCUGCGGACUCUCCCUCGCUCUCCCACCCUUUGUCCGAGCAGAUGCAUGCAAGGAUGUUAGUCUGCAAAAUGAGGCACCUUCAGCAGGCCAACCUUUUGCUUUUGACUGUACACACCCACCACUAACAUCUGGGAAAGUACAUGUAACAUGGUAUAAAUAUCCUAGCAAAAUCCCAGUAUCCAAAAACACACAGUCUAGAAUUCACCAGGAGCAAAACUGGAUUUUGUUUCUCCCCCUGACACAGGAGGACUCUGGGAUCUACCAAUGUGUUAUAAACGGCACAGACACCUGUCACAGAAUACAUGUUAACCUCACUGUGUUAAGAAAAGACUGGUGUGGUAUUUCUGGAAAUGGCCAGCUGAUUUUAUCAGAUGAAUACAAACAAAUACUUCACGCAGGAAGGGACGACAGCCUUACCUGUCAUCUGAACUUCCCACAGAGUUGUGUUUUAGAUUCACUGAAGUGGUAUAAGGACUGUGAAGAGAUUAAAGGAGAACGGUUUAUUUCCUGGGAAAUGAAGCUUUCAGUGAGCAAUGUUUCGGCAGAGGACGGAGGGAGCUAUGCAUGUCAAGCCCGACUGACACACAUAGGGAAACAGUACACUGUUGUAAACAGCAUCACUGUGAAUAUUGCAGAAACAAAUGGAUAUGCAGGAAGAAUUCCUAAAAUCAUUUAUCCAAAAAACAAUUCAAUUGAAGUACAACUGGGCUCCCCUCUUAUUGUGGACUGCAAUAUCACAGACACUAGGGAUAAUACAAAUCUCCGGUGCUGGAGAGUCAACAACAUGUUGGUGGAUGAUUAUUAUAAUGAAUCCAGACGCAUCAGAGAAGGAUUUGAAUCACACAUUUUUUUCCAGAAAGAUAUUUUUUACACAGUGAACAUAACCUUCUUGGAAGUGAAAAUGGAAGAUUACGGCCAUCCUUUUGUCUGUCACGCUGGAGUGUCCGCAGCAUAUUUUAUUUUAAAACUCCCAGCUCCGAAUGUUCAAGCUUACUUGAUAGGAGGACUUCUCGCCUUGGUAGGCGCAACAGCGUCUGUCAUGUACCUCUACAACAUUUUUAAGAUCGACAUUGUACUCUGGUAUCGAAGUGCUUUCCAUUCUCCCGGGAGCAAAGAAGAUGGCAAGAUCUAUGAUGCCUAUGUCUUAUACCCUAAGCCUCAAAGAGAAAUCCAGAGCCAUGAGGUAGACACACUUGUGUGGAAGAUUCUGCCUGAGGUGCUGGAGAGGCAGUGUGGAUAUAAAUUAUUUAUAUUUGGCAGGGAUGAAUUUCCUGGACAAGCGGUGGCCAACGUCAUCGAUGAAAACAUCAAGCUAUGCCGGAGGCUGAUCAUUGUCUUAGUUCCUGAAUCCCUGAGCUUUGACGUGUUAAAGAACAUGUCGGAAGAACAAAUUGCAGUCUACAAUGCACUCAUCCAGGACGGGAUGAAGGUCAUCUUGAUUGAACUAGAGAAGGUCAAGGACUACACGGCCAUGCCGCAGUCAAUUCAGUACAUCAAGCAGAAGCACGGGGCCAUCCAGUGGAGCGGGGACCUCACAGAACAGUCACAGUGUGCCAAGACCAAAUUCUGGAAAAAAGUGAGGUACCACAUGCCUCCCAAAAGGCCUCCACCAUCUUCUUCUGCCCAGCCACUGAAGCACACGUCCUGACCCCUCCUGGUUGGCUAGUGGGGGGCCGACAUGGGGUUGGUCACCUGUGAUGGCAUUGUUGGCAUGAGGUGGUUCACGGAUGGCAUGGAUGCCUGGCAUUUGGGCCGUCGGCUUGAAGCUUGCCGUUGUGUCCUUGUUGUGACAGGACCUCUAUCUGUUGCUUGUUUGGGUCAGAGCUCCCUCUUUAGGGAAAGAUGUCACCCUUCCAGAAGGCCUUCAUUCACUUAUGGACUCUAAUGGGCACUCCCCAUACACAGAGCCCCUGGGGAAUGGGACAUGGAGGAUUGUAGAGUGGCAGAUGAGAUGUCAAGAAGUUUGGUGCGUGGUGUGGCAUCUGUGGGGCCAGAGACGGAAGUUAGGGAUGGCAGGAGGUAAUCUGUGGGCUUAGAGAGGGCUGGCAAGGAGAACUGUAAUUUUUCUUGACCAUAAUCUUAGCACAUGGAUACUGGAAGCAUGUAGUGGUCACACAGACCAGUGGGGACCAAGUGUGGCCCAAGUGUGGCCCCACUGGGAUUGCCCAUUAAUCACCCUCCUGUUGGGUCCCAACCUUGAAAGACUUGAUCUGUCCAAUCAAAAUAAGUAACACUUCAUUUCUUUCUCCAGCUGGCCUCUGAAGGCUGGGAUUCUGAGCAGCAUGAGAGACACAAUUAGCACACCGAGAUGAUGUAAUUCUAGUACACAUAAAACAAAGAAAUCUUUAGGUUAGCCAGCAUCCCCUCAUCACAGGUGCAUUUAUGAUUUAACAAGGCACAAGGAUUUUUGACGCUAAAAUUUAGCUGGAAAUUCAUCACUACUUUCAAAGACCCUGACCUGAGGAGCUGAGAUAGAGUCCAACACUCUCAUUCCGUGGUUGAGGACGUCAAGUUCUAACAAGUGGCCUGCUGGGGUCAGAAUGUUUAUGUUGCCCAAAGUCACAUGUUGCCAUCCUAACACCCAGUGUCAUGGUAUUGGGAGGUAGGGCCAUCUGGAGGUGAUCGGGUCAGAAGGGCGGAGACCUCCUGAAUAGGACUAGUACUCUCAUGGAAGAUAGCCCAAGAAAUCCCUUGCCACUUCGGCCAUGUGAAGACACAGCAAGAAGUCUGUGUCCUGAAAGAAGGUCCCCACCUGACCACGGGGGCACCUGUUCUCAGACUUCUUGCCUCCAUUACUGUGAGAAAUAAAUUUCCUUUGUUUAGAAGACACUUGGCCUAUGGUAUCUCGUGAUAGCGGCCCAAGCAGUCUAAGGCAUGGC